Daphnia magna is the source of this 1247-nucleotide messenger RNA. Its product is annotated as protein ANTAGONIST OF LIKE HETEROCHROMATIN PROTEIN 1-like. The transcript has 5 exons. The record is from RefSeq and is a predicted model, not a curated record. NCBI's taxonomy places the organism in Eukaryota, Metazoa, Arthropoda, Branchiopoda, Diplostraca, Daphniidae. The coding region runs from base 38 to 1141 and encodes 367 amino acids.
GUUUGGCAGACGGCUCACCUUCAGGAACAUUACUCGUAUGUCACCAACCUUGUUCAACAAAUUGCUGUGGAUGGUAGGCCCUUCAUUGUUCAAAAAAGACACCAACAUGAGACGUUCUAUCCCAGUUGAGCAACGAUUAGCAUUGACUCUGAGAUGCCUCGCAUCAGGAGACUGUAUGCGAUCUCUUUCAUAUUCCUUCCGGAUAGGCCAUUCCACUGUUUCUAAAAUAGUGAACGAAACAUGUAGAAUAAUGUACGAGAUCCUUGCUCCUACCUAUUUGCAAUUGCCAGAUACAAAUAUGUGGAAACUAAUAUCAAAUGACUUUUCCAAAAUUUGGAACUUCCCAAAUUGUGUCGGGGCUGGAGAUGGAAAACACUUCGCCAUGCAAUGCCCUAACAACGGUGGCUCCUACUGGUAUAACUACAAAGGGUUCCAUAGCAUGGUGAUGUUUGCCGUUUGUGAUGCAAAUUACUGUUUCAUUGCUGUUGACAUUGGGGCUUAUGGCAGAGAGGGCGAUGCGAGUAUAUUUGCAUCAUCACAAUUUUCGAAAUACUUGGAUGACGGUUGUCUGGGUAUUCCAGGACCAUCAAAACUUGUUUACUCAGAUAGUUUAUCCCCUUACGUCUUUGUAAUGGAUGAUGCAUUUCCAUUGAAAAAAAACAUAAUGAAGCCAUAUCCCGGCCGAAGCACAGGAUCAUUAACGAAAGAAGAACUAAUAUUCAAUUACAGGUUGUCUCGUGCAAGAAGAACUAUUGAAAAUGCUUUCGGAAUUGUCACCAACAAAUUGCGCAUUUUCCGCAAACCGAUGAUUGGAAGCCCUCAAAAUGUUGAAAAUUACAUAAAGGCAGGUGUUGUCUUGCACAAUAUGCUGAUUCGCGAAGACAGCCGCUUCUACUUGAUAACCAAAAAACUACCGGAUCAUUUUGAUGUAAAUGGAGUUUUAAUCGAAGGUGCCUGGAGGACGGACAAUACAAUGACAUCAAUGUUUCGUGACUUGCGGCCAGGAAAAGGAAUCAACUAUCCAACUGUCGCCAAAAACAUUCGCGAUCAGUUUACAAAAUAUUUUUCGAAUGAAGGUGCAGUGCCAUGGCAGAGGGUCAUUGUCGAAGAUACAGGCAGAAUUUCUGAGGAGGAAGGUUAAUGAAUAUUAACUAGGAAUAGUUGCUCGAAAUGAUUUGUAUUGCUGAGAUCAUUGAUGUUUGUAAUAACGAUGAGCAACGUAAUACAAUCAUUUUGUUUCAUUGCAA